GGUAAAACAGUCUCCAAGGCACUGUUUAACACGCAAGGCAGAGGUUGCUAUUUCUGUUAGAGGGUGUGUGUUGCCGAGGCUGCAAACUGAGCACGGCGCUGGGGAGCACUGGGAAAGAAGCGCCAGGUUGGGCAGAAAAGCUGCAGGCAGAGCGGGCAGGGGGAGCGCGGAAGGCCGGGGAACCUCAGCACAAGGAGCGACAGCGGGAUACAAGUCCGCGGGCACAGGCGUGCAGCCGGCUCGCGGAGACGGGUAGCAGAACCUGCCAGAGCCAUGCGGAGCAGCGCCGCCGCGGCAGGAGGCGGUGCCCCGGAACGGGCCUCCCCGCAGCUGCCGCCUUCCGCGGGAGCGGAGCGGGGCGGCCCAAUGAGGGGCGGGGCGGCCGGGCUCGCCAUGGUGCUGGUGGUGGUGAUGGGCGUGAGCGGCGCGGGGAAGACCACGGUUGGGUCGCGGCUGGCAGCGAAGCUGGGGUGGAAAUUCUAUGAUGCAGACGAUUAUCAUUCUCCAGAGAAUAAAAAGAAGAUGGCAGAAGGGAUACCACUAAAUGAUGAGGACAGGAUUCCGUGGCUUUGGGCAUUGCAUGAUAUACUAAGGAGAGAACACUCCUCUAGACAAGAUGCAGUUCUGGCCUGUUCUGCACUGAAGAAGAUGUAUAGGCAUGUAUUGGUUAGUGGAGCAUCUGCAAUUGAAAGCAACCACCCAGAGCAACCAAAAGAAAACCCAGCACUGCAGAUCCUCUUUGUUCAUUUGGACGGGCCUGCAGACGUCAUUGCUGGCCGCCUGGAGAAAAGGAGAGGACAUUUUAUGCCACCUGAACUUCUCAAGUCUCAGUUUGAUACUUUGGAGCCUCCUUGCACACCAGAAAACUUUAUCACUGUCAGCCUAGAAAAAUCUCUCCCUGAAAUGGUGCUGGAGAUUGAGCAUGCCAUUUUUUCAGGGUGAGGCUUUUCUGAAGUAGUUUUCUAAAUUACAUGUACAGAAAUUCCGUUAAGGGUAUGAAACAGAAUUUUAAUUAUUAAAUUGAUUAUUAAAUCAAAACAACUAAUUUUUCCUGAUACUUGAGUGGAUUGCAGCAUUAAGAAUUGAUUUACUACUGUUUAUCACAGCUCCAAAAAAGACAUGUAAGAUGAAAUUUUAAAAAACUCAACUGUAAACCCUUCACUGUGUGAAGUUAAAACUCCCAUUUGAGGAAGAGCCUACUUUCAAAAGUCCUGCCAAGGGUCACACACAAUAAUUUAUUUUCAUUUUAAUUUUUACUCUGUCAAACAGGGAGAUGGGCACAUCUGCUAGUAAGUGAGGAAAUAAUUCACAGUUUUGUUAGAAAUAACGUAUUAAUUUUUCUACAAGUCUAAGAGGCAGGAACAUGCAUGAUGAAGUUCCGUGCCUGACACUACCUUUGUCUCACUGCCAGAUUUUUGACAAACAGUAGCUUCUGUGUUUGUGUCCUUGCUAACCUCACCUGGGCACCAGUGACUUCAUGAGAGCUUUUGAGAACUCUUACUGUAUGCAUUGAACACCAAGCUGAAAAAACAUGUGGAAAAGGCAAAAGGUGGUGGUGAGGCGAUACACAAAAUAUAAUUGUAUGGGAAGCUUUAGAAAUAAAAGAGUAAGGGGCAUCAUACUGGGUCUGAACUUGCAUGUUUCAUGUACAAAGCAUACCCAUUGAUGAAGCGCAGUGAAGAGAGUCAGCCAGUGAUCUAAGAUACUGAAUACAAGACUGAUAGACAUUUCCUUCUUUUAGAACAGCUAACUUAGUCCAGCACAGUUGGACCUUCUCCUUCACUUCCCUUUUCUGGUAUGCUUUAAUUUUCCACCUCAGCCCAUGUUCAGUCCAAUGUAUACUUACGGACAGAUGUUCAUACAACUGCUUUAAAGCUAAGAUUAAACUGUUUCUAAUAGACACUGUUCUCACCUUUUUUGCGAUCAGAAAAUUCCAAAUAUCCAGUCAGAUACAUAACUCACAAAAUAUAGGAUUAAAAUCCUUUUUUAUUGCCAAUGUAUUUUUAACAAGUUUUUUAUGACGUGUUACACAGCAGGCGUCUUUUUAGCUUAACUUAAUGAAAGCUGCAGAGGAUUUCUGUAAGAAAGAUUCGAGCCACAUCUGGAGUCACCCUUAUGUGCUGCUGCAGAUGGAUUGUUUUUAGUGUGUCAUACAAUUUAUUCGUUAUUUCUAGGAUGAUGGAUGAACUCCUUUGAAAGCAAAGCUCAUGUUUCAGAGCAUCUUUGGUGUAAUUUUUACCUGAAUAACUGGUUGAAAAAUGCCUUGGUUCUCAUUAUGUAUGAGUAGUAAGGCCUUUGUGGUUUACUAGACAAACUACAGUCCCUACAUCAGUGCAAUAAACAGGAAUUAUCUGAUUGAAAACGGGCAUUCUUAGAUAUAGAUUUGGGGGACACAGACAUUAACACACACAUGCACGCACGCACGCACAUACAAGUGGUCUUUUCCUGGUUGGUUGUGACCUGGAGAGGGAAUACCAGGCAGUCACCAGUUUCAGUCCCCUGCCAUACAUAGAGUAGCGUAUUAGACAAAACACUUGUUCUCAAUUCCGAGCCUGUUCAUUCUGAGAGCCAAGAUGCAAACUAAAGACUCAGAGGCAAAGCUAAGUGCAAGAGACAGGCAUGUCUGGCUGAUUCUUAACACCCUCCAAUUUCGGAGGCUAAGUACGUCUUCUGACCAAGUGACUCGUCCGAGCUGUGACAGUGUGAUAGCUGUGAAAAUCAAAGUAAUGGCACCCUCUUGUGGUACCUCUGCUUUUAGUGAAGUCUUCUUAUUUUCCCAAUACACAAUUUUACAAACAAGGAGCUUUUCUAAUUUGACCAUUAUUAAAUACAGAUUUUUCAGACACCUUUUUCAGACACAGUAAAACUAGAUCAGGACACUGUACAGUGAUAGGAAAGCAGCUUUAUCCUGUCACAGACAGAUACUGCCAAGCCUUCAAAUAAGUUUAUUUUUUCUUUAAAAAGGGACGCAUUUUCAAGUGUGAGUUCCAGGAAGGCUAGACUGUGAUUUUCAGAUCUGCUGGGCAGCAUUUAUAGCACACUUACAAAGUGGCUGGCACCAACAGAAGGUUGUACUCAACACGUGAAAAACAUUCUCUCUUAGGAAAGUCUAUGUAAGCACCUUGGAUUUUGGAAGUCUUUUCUAAACAAAAUAAUAUGUUCUUUCUUACAGCAAUUCAUGGUGCUUCAAAUUAAGUUGGGAUAUUGGUCACUCUUUGCUCCCAUGACAGGAAUACUUCUUUCCCUUAACCUUUUAAUAUAUUUGCUUUUUGCUUUUACUUAAAGCAAAACGAAGUAUUUCCACAGUUCAAAUGAUGCUGAAAGGACAACAAAGCAACCAUUUAAAUUAACAUGCCAUUAAUCUUGCAAAUGAUAGGUGUAGUUUUCACUACUGCAGUGUAGUACUUUAGUUUGUUAUGUCCUAAUUAGGUGGUGCUUGAAGGCUGUAAUUCCCACCUACAUCCUUCCUUUGAAAGAAGACAUCUUUGUACCUUCACUAUUCUAGCCUCCACAUUAACUAGAAAUUAUCAAAACCUAAAGCGAGUCAUAUUCUGCAGACCUAGUGUUCAUGAGAACCUCCUGUUUCCAGCAAUGGGCAGCUGGCAGCACAUAGAUGAACACAGUAAGAUGUUAAACAUCCACCAGUUCUUCUCAGUUUGCUGAUCUGAAGAUAAUGCCAAGCAUCUGCAUUUCUCUGUCAGAGUCUUAGAAGAAAAGCAAGUUUGCCUCCACCUUGCUCCAUCUCAGAGGGGGACAGAUAGAGCCAAAAAAAUCACAGAACUGCCCCUCUCAAUAAACAAGUAAAAACCAAUAAGCCAUUACUUUCACUGGAAAGUGGAGGUGAAAUCUCAGGAACACAACUUCCUACAGAUGCUUUCCCUCUAAACUCUUCCUGGAUUUUAUUUAGAAAAAGCAGCUUGCAAGGCUCCUGGGAAACUUUUCAUUAGCUGCACCUGAUGUCCUAUUUAUUUUCACCAACACAGAACCAGGCUCGUGUAAUUAGCUGGACAGACUGUUUCAAUUUACUAUUUCUUAAACAUUUGCCGCAGUGCCACAUAUCUGAACUUUACAUGCCAAAUCCACAGGGGCUUGCAGGAGUUACUGGCUUUUUCCCGUUACAGGGAAAGCCUGCUUGGCUUCUACUGGCCUGUUCACAUGCAGCUGCAGGAAUGCACGAAUUGCUUAAAAAAGAAUGUGAAAUUGCAUUUCACAGAGCUGUCUGUGGACCCCAGCUCUACAGUUUGAGACAGUUUCAGGUACUGCAUAGAGGGUUGUUUGUCAACUAAACCAGUUAAGUAGCCUGUUACCUGCUAUUCUGAACAACAAUAAAGCAUUACUUCUGUUUA
Molecule: messenger RNA, 4346 nt
Organism: Strigops habroptila (Kakapo)
Lineage: Eukaryota; Metazoa; Chordata; Aves; Psittaciformes; Psittacidae
Gene: IDNK
Product: IDNK gluconokinase
Exons: 5
Coding region: 274-942 (222 amino acids)
Cellular component (GO): cytoplasm
Molecular function (GO): gluconokinase activity
Source: RefSeq, a predicted model, not a curated record